Megalops cyprinoides (Indo-Pacific tarpon) is the source of this 1986-nucleotide messenger RNA. RefSeq names its product F-box and WD repeat domain containing 4 (gene fbxw4). Gene Ontology annotation, cellular component: SCF ubiquitin ligase complex. The coding region runs from base 278 to 1456 and encodes 392 amino acids. The record is from RefSeq and is a predicted model, not a curated record. The transcript is spliced from 9 exons. Gene Ontology annotation, biological process: SCF-dependent proteasomal ubiquitin-dependent protein catabolic process. Gene Ontology annotation, molecular function: protein binding. NCBI's taxonomy places the organism in Eukaryota, Metazoa, Chordata, Actinopteri, Elopiformes, Megalopidae.
CCACCAACAGGUACUGCCAUUUUUAAGUCAUUUAAUACGAUUGCGCGUGCACAGGGGGGUUUAAAUCAGAUUGACGAAUACGGACCACGUGAUCCCCGGUUGCUUUUGUAAUGGCUUCCUGCACCACUCUCUAGACGCUUCGAAAACAUGGAAAACUGUAUGUUACAGCGUACAACCGCAAAUCAAAGCUGCCCCGUUGGCGUUCUUAGACGUUUUAAAAAUAAGCACAGGGCUACAGUAAAAAUAAGAGACGAAACGACAUCUGAAAGACCUCGAGAUGCUUUUAUUCCAGCUACCGGAAGACAUGCUCUACCUGAUCCUCUCCUAUUUGGAUCGCACGUCUCUCUGCCGUCUGUCCCAAGUUUGCAAGAAGUUUUACCAUUUCACUAACCGUGACACCGUCUGGAGGAGGAUAGCGAGCGAAUGCAUCAACACGGGAAUGACAAGACAAGGCACAGAUAUGUAUCCACAGAUUCCACUGAAGGAGAGGGUGAAGGUCUCUCAGAACUGGUCCAGGGGACACUGUAGGAGAGAGAUCAUGCUGAAGUGGAAGACAAACUUGUUGCCAUGGAUGCAGCUGGACGGUGAUGUGCUGUAUCUGUCUCAGGCAGCUGACAUCGGAGCGUACCAUCUCCAAGCGGGUGGGGGGAGGCUCCAGCAUAAGCCUUUGGCUCUGCAUUCAGGACACCGGGAGGAUGUGUGCAGAUUUGUUUUGACGGAUACGCACCUCAUCAGCGCUGGAGGAGAUGGCAAGAUCAUUGUUCACCACAGACGGAGCGCUUUCUGCAUGGAGUACUCCGGCCAUAAUCAGGAAGUGAACUGCGUUGACAGCAGAGGUGGGGUCAUCGUCAGUGGAUCCAGAGACAGAACCGCUCGGGUGUGGGCCCUGUCAUCCAGCCGACUUGGUGAGUGUUUGCACACCAUUCCGACGCUGGACAGGGUGUGGUCGGUGGCUAUCAGUCCAUCACAAAGCUCUUUUGUUACAGGCACGGCGUGCUGCGAUAAUUUCUCCCCGCUACGCAUUUGGGACAUUGAAAGGUGUCAGCUGGUGUCCUGUCUCGGCACUCAGUUCCGACGGGGCGCAGGUGUCCUCGACAUCGUCUUCGAGAAUCCCUUCCAGCUGCUCACCUGCGGCUACGACACCUACAUCAGAUACUGGGACCUCAGAGUCAGCUCAAGGAAGUGUGUCAUGGAGUGGGAGGAGCCUCAUGACAGCGCCCUCUAUUGUAUCCAGAGCGACGAGAACCACAUGAUCGCCAGUGGUUCCUCCUACUACGGCGUCGUGCGCCUGUGGGACAAGCGGCAGACCUACUGUUUACAAACCUUCCACCUGCCGUCAGCCACAAGCAGCCCGGUGUACUGCCUUCGCUUCAACACCUCGCACCUGUAUGCGGCCCUGGCCACCGCACUGUACGCGUUAGACUUCAAAGGACCAGCGCCAAGGGGACGGAGAUGACAGCGUCAACAGCAGAGGACUCUGUAUCAAACAUCAGUCCCUGCAGAGGGUUUACUUAUACCCCACAACAUCUCUGGUGCCACCUUAGGAGGUCGGGCCCUCUUUCACUCUUGUAAAAGUUUACAUUUUUGAAGUUUUCAGUGUUGUGCAGUAAUUUCAUACACCUUUAUCAUUUUCACUCGAUAAUGCUUUUUUUUUUUGGGAUUUCGCCUCCAAGAGCAGAUGGAAACGAUACAAGAAAUGACCCUCGUGUGCAAGGAAUUAUGGGAUACAUUUCUGGUCCACCUCUCUCGCAAUCCUAAAAGUUUUAACAGGGCAGCAUUUGCAUGCCAUUAGAGGACCACCACUGGAGGGAAACUUCAGCUCACCAAAGAUGCAGCCGUUGUAUCUCACUGUCCUGUACCGUAAAGAUCGCUCCCUCACUGCCCACAAUCAGUCAGUCAGUCUACCGUUCUAAAAGGGGAAUGAACUGAAUGUAUUGCAUUAAAGGGCACCUAGUAUUGUACACUGAAACAUGACGUAGUUAAACC